UCGAGAGAGUUGUGCUACUGUUUCGUAGCUGAACGUUAUUUUGCUGUUAAAUUUUCUGUCUACUAGUUGCAAUUUUUACCUUUUACUAUCUAUCACACCUGAAUAGGAGUGAAUUACUAUUCUUUCUAAGUUUCCGCAGAAAGAUUCUUCCUAAGCUUGGUGCUUAGAAACAAUUUCCUUUUUUGAAGAAAGCAAUUUAGAAUUUGAGUCUUCAAAAUGUACUCCAUUCAAUCUGUUGGAUUUGGCGUUUCUGGACGAAAGCAAUUCUUUGAUUACCAGCAAUGUCCCACUGGAGGAUCAAUUACCAUUGGAAACGGAGGAGGUUCUGAAUUUGGAAUCGAUGAUCGAACCAGUUGCAAAUUCCAAUAUGGCAUGGCAAGAUAUGUUUCCUGUGGUGGAAACUUCAAACCUGGCUAACAAAAUCUUUCAGAGUGAAGAAUUCUCUUCAGCAUCAUUUGGCAGUCUUAAUUUUUCGACUGAUCCUCUUGGGUUGGCUUUAAAGCAAAAUACUGGAAUUAUGGAAGAAAGUGAAGUCUCAGACAUGGUGGACUUAAAUGUUUCUAGUUUGCAACCUAAUACAUUCUCUUUAGACCAAGGAAAUUUGGAAACUCUAGAUUUUAACUUUUUGUGGCAAUCGGGCUUGAUGUUUCAAAACAAUUCAGAAAGCCAGUCUGAAGUACUACAUCCGUCACCUUCAGUCCGAAACCUGGAAGGUUAUACAGAUCUGCUUUCUGUAAAUGAAAUUUCAACAUGUGGUAGUUCUACAGCCGAUGAACCUCUCAUGUGCACAGAACCGAUUUCUUCAAGAAUUGACUCUAUACAAUCCAUUUCUGAGGAUAGCAACACUUCAUCAAUCUCUGUAAAUAGUUCAAACCCAAAUGAAAAUGACAGGGCUAGUAAGAUUUCACCUAAACUUGCCCGACAAAAAUAUCUUGAAAUGCGGCGAAAGAACAAUAUAGCAUCUCAGCGGUCACGAAAGAUUCGUAAAUUGAAAGAUGGUGAAAUGAAUGUAAAGUUGGAAGAACUUAUAACUGAAAACAGGAAUUUAACUUUACUUGCUGAAAAACUUGAAAGGCAAAGAGACAUCCUUCAGAAACAUCUAUUAAAAGCGAUUUCAAAGAGAUAAUGCUUGAAGCUUUUGUCUUAAAACUUUUAUUUAUUAUAAUUUGUUUAUUGUUAUUUCAGAUGUACUGUUUCUGUAACAGUUGUAAUACUUUUCAUAUGCAACAUCAUUCUUCAGUUCAAAGCUUUGAAAUUUCCAUCAAUUUUUGUUGAACAUUCUGUGUCUUUCACAUAAUAAA
Messenger RNA from Uloborus diversus, 1301 nucleotides. RefSeq lists its product as uncharacterized. The record is from RefSeq and is a predicted model, not a curated record. The coding region runs from base 341 to 1126 and encodes 261 amino acids. NCBI's taxonomy places the organism in Eukaryota, Metazoa, Arthropoda, Arachnida, Araneae, Uloboridae. Gene Ontology annotation, biological process: regulation of DNA-templated transcription. Gene Ontology annotation, molecular function: DNA-binding transcription factor activity. The transcript has 5 exons.